Aspergillus nomiae NRRL 13137 is the source of this 660-nucleotide messenger RNA. RefSeq lists its product as uncharacterized. The transcript has 2 exons. Bases 1 to 660 code for a protein of 219 amino acids. The record is from RefSeq and is a predicted model, not a curated record. NCBI's taxonomy places the organism in Eukaryota, Fungi, Ascomycota, Eurotiomycetes, Eurotiales, Aspergillaceae.
AUGAACUGGACAGGAGGUCGUCUCCACCGGCAUUCCACCACCAACGCCCCCAAGCACAAAAGACAAGCCAUUAGAAAACCAUCUCAAGGUCCACAACAAGUGACUCUAUUCCACAAGUUUACGCAAACCAAGGCCUACGAUCCUGAUCAGCAUACACCGAACGACAAGGAGAAUCAUUCCAGUCAUCCAAAGCAGUCCCCUGCAAUCUUAACAUCUUUGUCACCAAGCCAUCAAUCCUCGAAAGAACCCACUCGUCUAGAGCAUAUCAAACGUCAACUCUUGGCAAAGACAGACUGGGCCGCCGUCUCCGCUGCGCGUCCAUUAAAGAUAACCUUCCCGCAGCUGGAAGAGCUGGCGCAAUUUGGCAAGAGACGGAAGCUCAGAGAGGCGGACAGGAGGAGGUUGGAUAAAUCCAAUAACCAAGUGUCCCACGAGGAGAGACUACUCUUUCGUAAGGGAUUCCGGAAGAAUGAAACGUCUUCGGAAGUAGGGACUAUUGAUGGCCUGGAGAUAAGGAUUAACGGGAAGAAGGCGGGAGUUGAUCAGAUGCCUACAUUCGAGGAUAUCCAGCAGAGCAAUCUAUCAUCGCAGCAAUGCUGUUGGAUCGUGAGGAGAUUGUUCUUCGGGAACAGUCAAGUGCAUCGAUGGUAUCAAAUGUGA